Messenger RNA from Sciurus carolinensis (gray squirrel), 2373 nucleotides. RefSeq names its product TATA-box binding protein associated factor 6 (gene Taf6). Gene Ontology annotation, molecular function: RNA polymerase II general transcription initiation factor activity; protein heterodimerization activity; transcription coactivator activity. Gene Ontology annotation, cellular component: transcription factor TFIID complex; SAGA complex; SLIK (SAGA-like) complex. Lineage: Eukaryota; Metazoa; Chordata; Mammalia; Rodentia; Sciuridae. Gene Ontology annotation, biological process: transcription initiation at RNA polymerase II promoter; RNA polymerase II preinitiation complex assembly. Bases 181 to 2217 code for a protein of 678 amino acids. The transcript is spliced from 15 exons. The record is from RefSeq and is a predicted model, not a curated record.
GGUUUAUUCUGACUUGGGGAAGUGACGGUGACUUUCUCUCGGUUUCUGCCAGGACCUGGUGCUUGGAGGGGGCGGGGCCAAGAUGGCGCCGAGCGCCGGGUGAGCGGCGCUUUGGCAGCGGGUCUCCAUCUCUCCACCCUGGGGCUACAUCCUUCCGGGGUGGGAAGGAGGUGCUCCAGCAUGGCUGAGGAGAAGAAGCUGAAGCUCAGCAAUACUGUGCUGCCUUCAGAGUCGAUGAAGGUUGUGGCUGAAUCCAUGGGCAUUGCUCAGAUUCAGGAGGAGACCUGCCAGCUACUAACAGAUGAGGUCAGCUACCGUAUCAAGGAGAUUGCACAGGAUGCCUUGAAGUUCAUGCACAUGGGGAAGCGGCAGAAGCUCACCACCAGUGAUAUUGACUACGCGCUGAAGCUAAAGAAUGUUGAGCCACUCUACGGCUUCCAUGCUCAGGAAUUUAUUCCUUUUCGUUUUGCCUCUGGUGGGGGUCGGGAGCUUUACUUCUACGAGGAGAAGGAGGUUGAUCUGAGUGACAUCAUCAAUACCCCUCUGCCUCGGGUGCCCCUGGAUGUCUGCCUGAAAGCUCAUUGGCUGAGUAUUGAAGGCUGCCAGCCAGCUAUACCAGAGAAUCCACCUCCAGCUCCCAAAGAGCAGCAGAAGGCCGAAGCCACAGAACCCCUGAAGUCAGCAAAACCAGGCCAGGAGGAAGAUGGACCACUGAAAGGCAAAGGUCAAGGGGCUGCCCCAGCUGAUGGCAAAGGGAAAGAGAAGAAGGCACCUCCCUUGCUGGAGGGGGCCCCUCUGCGCUUGAAGCCCCGCAGCAUCCAUGAGCUGUCUGUGGAGCAGCAGCUGUACUACAAGGAGAUCACUGAGGCCUGCGUGGGGUCGUGUGAGGCCAAGAGAGCGGAAGCUCUGCAGAGCAUUGCCACGGACCCAGGGCUCUAUCAGAUGCUGCCACGGUUCAGUACCUUCAUCUCUGAGGGGGUCCGUGUGAAUGUGGUUCAGAACAACCUGGCCCUGCUUAUCUACCUGAUGCGCAUGGUGAAGGCGCUAAUGGACAACCCUACACUCUACCUAGAAAAAUAUGUGCAUGAACUUAUUCCAGCCGUGAUGACCUGCAUCGUGAGCAGACAGUUGUGCCUGCGACCUGAUGUGGACAAUCACUGGGCACUCCGGGACUUUGCUGCCCGCCUGGUGGCCCAGAUAUGCAAGCAUUUCAGCACAACCACUAACAAUAUUCAGUCCCGGAUUACUAAGACCUUCACCAAGAGCUGGGUGGAUGAGAAGACUCCCUGGACAACUCGUUACGGCUCCAUUGCAGGCCUGGCAGAGCUGGGACAUGAUGUGAUUAAGACUCUGAUCCUGCCACGGCUGCAGCAGGAAGGGGAGCGAAUCCGCAGCGUGCUGGACGGCCCUGUGCUGAGCAACAUUGACCGCAUCGGAGCUGAUCACGUGCAGAGCCUUCUCCUGAAACACUGUGCCCCUGUACUGGCUAAGCUGCACCCGCCACCUGACAAUCAGGAUGCCUAUCGGGCAGAAUUUGGGUCCCUUGGGCCCCUCCUCUGCUCCCAUGUGGUCAAGGCCCGGGCCCAGGCUGCUCUACAGGCACAGCAGGUCAACAGGACCACACUGACCAUCACACAGCCCCGACCCACGCUGACCCUCUCACAGGCCCCUCAGCCUGGCCCUCGGACCCCUGGCUUACUGAAGGUCCCUGGCUCCAUCGCACUGCCCGUCCAGACGCUGGUGUCUGCUCGAGCUGCUGCCCCACCUCAGCCUUCUCCUCCUCCAACCAAGUUUAUCGUAAUGUCCUCAUCCUCCAGUGCCUCAUCCACCCAGCAGGUCCUGUCCCUCAGCACCUCAGCCCCUGGCUCAGGCUCCACCACUACCUCUCCAGUCACCACCACAGUCCCCAGUGUGCAGCCCAUUGUCAAGCUGGUCUCCACUGCUACCACCACACCUCCUAGCACCGCCCCCACCGGCCCUGGCAGCGUCCAGAAGUACAUUGUCGUCUCGCUCCCCCCAGCAGGGGAGGGCAAAGGAGGCCCCCCAUCCCAUCCCUCUCCAGUUCCUCCCUCAUCAUCUUCCCCCUCCCCACUCGGGGGCAGUGCCCUCUGUGGAGGGAAACAGGAAACUGGGGACAGCCCCCCCCCAGCUCCAGGGACUCCAAAGGCUAAUGGCUCCCAGCCCCCUGGAUCAGGCUCCCCUCAGCCUGUUCCCUGACAAUGUCAUCGUCCAUCUGUUGGCUGCCUCCUCCGCGGAUUCCUACACAUGCACACACGCAUGCCGGUUGGAAGAAGUAGUAGGCUGCUUCUCCCACAUGACUUUCUUUUUAGAUACUGUACAGUCAGUUCCUCAGAAUAAAAGUUUGAUUUGUAA